Messenger RNA from Drechmeria coniospora, 2364 nucleotides. RefSeq lists its product as uncharacterized. NCBI's taxonomy places the organism in Eukaryota, Fungi, Ascomycota, Sordariomycetes, Hypocreales, Ophiocordycipitaceae. The transcript has 4 exons. The record is from RefSeq and is a predicted model, not a curated record. Gene Ontology annotation, molecular function: carboxypeptidase activity. Bases 1 to 2364 code for a protein of 787 amino acids.
AUGGUCAACGAGUCGACGCCCCUCAUCCAGACGGUUCGCGUCGGGCCUCCCCGGAGGAGGUAUCCGCACCAAACGUUACGCCGCUUCUGCACCAUCGCUUGCACCUGCGUUCUCAUCGGCGGCUUCAUCUGCUUCGCCAUUCAAGCAUUGUUCGUGUGGCCGCCUCGCCAUCGUCACAGCCAUUCCAGUCACGGCGCCAAGGCCAUCACCCAAGAGGCCCUGCGAUCCAUUCUUCUCAACACGCCCUCCGCCGAGUCCGCCAAGGAAUGGAGCAGCUACUACACGUCUGGGCCGCACCUGGCCGGGAAGAAUUACUCGCAGGCCGAGUGGACGGGAGACAAGUGGCAGCACUGGGGUGUUGAUGCCAGCAUCGUGGCGUAUGACGUUUACAUCAACUAUCCCGUCGAUCACAAGCUUUCUUUGCUCCAGAGAUCCGGCAAGGACGCUCCGUGGUCUCUCGCCUUCGAGGCUUCCCUCGCCGAGGACGUGCUGGAGCAAGACCCCACCACGGCUCUCGCCUCUCGCGUCCCAACCUUCCAUGGCUACUCCGCCAGCGGAAACGUUACCGCCCCGUUUGUCUACGUCAACUAUGGCACCUACCAGGAUUUUGAGGACUUGGUCGGCGCCGGAAUCCACCUUGAGGGCAAGAUUGCCGUUGCCAGAUACGGCGGCAUCUUUCGCGGGCUCAAGGUGAAGCGAGCCCAGGAGCUCGGCAUGGUCGGCACCAUCAUCUACAGCGACCCUGGUGAUGACGGCGAGAUGACCGAGGAGAAAGGGCACAAGAGUUAUCCUGACGGCCCUGCACGAAACCCGACCAGCGUGCAGCGGGGAAGUGUCCAGUACCUUAGCAUCCGGCCCGGCGACCCCACGACCCCCGGUUACCCGUCGAAGCCUGGUGCCCCUCGCGCCCCCGCCGAUGAUUCGACACCUUCGAUCCCGUCCAUCCCCAUCUCAUACGCCGAUGCGAUCCCCAUCCUCAAGGCCCUCAACGGCCACGGCCCCGAUGCCGCGAGUCUGAACAAGUACUGGACGAGAAACCUCGGCCUCGGAUACAAGGGAGUCGACUAUCACGUUGGCCCGACACCCGACAACCUAGUCCUUAACCUGUACAACGAGCAGAGUUACACGACGACCCCCAUAUGGGAUGUCAUCGGCAUCGUGAACGGCACCGUUUCCAACGAGGUCAUCAUCGUCGGAAACCACCGAGACGCUUGGAUCGCAGGCGGAGCCGCCGACCCGAACAGCGGCUCCGCUGUGCUCAACGAGGUUGUCCGCAGUGUCGGCAAGGCGGUCGAGGCCGGCUGGAAACCCCUUCGCACCAUCGUUUUCGCCAGCUGGGAUGGCGAGGAGUAUGGCCUCGUGGGCAGCACCGAAUGGGUCGAGGAGUAUCUCCCCUGGCUAUCCCAUGCCAACGUGGCGUACAUCAACGUCGACGUCGGCACCUCGGGUCCCGACUUCUCCGCCUCCGCUGCCCCUCUGCUCAACCGGGUCCUCCGCGCUGCGACGAAACUGGUUCCAUCCCCCAACCAGACUGUCAUUGGCCAAACCGUUGGCGAUGUGUGGCAUGGCAAGAUCAGCACCAUGGGAAGCGGAAGCGAUUUUACUGCUUUCCAAGAUUUUGCGGGCAUCCCCAGCAUCGACAUGGGUUUCAAGAGCGCCCGAGGUGGCCCUGUCUACCAGUACCACAGCAACUAUGAUAGCUUUCAUUGGAUGAACGAGUUUGGCGAUCCGGGCUUCAAGUAUCACGAGGCCAUGGCCAAGGUCCUCGGAGUUUUGCUCGGCGAACUUUCAAACAGCAUCGUCAUUCCUUUCGGCGCCACAGAUUACGCCGAUGCAUUGGAUGGAUACCUCGAUAAGGUCCAAGAUUCUCUCAACUCUCGCAAGGACACGACGGAUUCGAACUCCGACGAUGACGUCUUCGCCGUUCGUGCUACCGUAUCGGCCAAGAACAUAACCGGUAGCGCGGAUGCCUUUCAGGAGAGUCUCGCGUCUAUUCGCAAGUCUCUUGCGGCCCUGCAUACGAAAGCUGCCAAAGUUGACGAGCGCGCUGCGUGGGCAAACCGCAUGCUCGAGGAGGGCCUGCCGUGGUGGAACAUCAUCGGCAAGGUGAAGCUGUGGAUCACCGUUGCCAACGUGAACACGCAGUACAAGUAUCUGGAGCGAAACUUUUUGUUCGAGGGCGGCUUGGAUAGCCGCAGCUGGUUCAAGCAUGUCGUAUUUGCCCCGGGUCUGUGGACUGGCUACUCUGGCGCCGUGUUCCCUGGACUGAUGGAGAGCAUUGACGCUGGAGAUUACAACAAUGGGCUCAAGUGGGCGGGCAUCAUUGACCGCUGCGUCAGAAAGGCCAUCAAGAGCCUUACUUAA